CUAGCGUCAGCUUGGCCGUAGGUUCGGCAACUACAGAAAUCUCGCCCUUGACCUCUUUGCCGUCCUGGACGGAAAGCGAGCCUUGUGUGCUCCUUGGAUACGGACGCGGCCCUUGUUGGGUUCCCACGGAUGUCUGCGAUUCGAGCUCAGACUACAUAGAGUAUGGGCCACGGUGUCCCCUGCCUGGCCAGGUUGUACCCCCACGGGCCUCCCAGUUCUGACUCGUGUGACAUGAGGGUCCUGAUCGGACAGACCUUACAGAACAUGAGACCUGGGUUUAAGAUCUACAGAUCCUAACUUGUCGGCCCUCCCGAAGGGGGAGGGUCCUACCUCAGUGGACUCUAUGGGAUACUAGAGUCUGGGCUGGAAUCCGCAGAAGAGGAGGUUUUUGACUUGUAGAACCUCUUGGAGAGACAAGACCAAAUAGGACAUGAGGGGUUGGGUUGAAGAACCCUUGUGGGAAGCGGGAUUCUGACUUUCACAUUCCCUUGGAGAGACGGCCUCCUCAUGAAUGGAACAUGAAAUUCUUGGCUGAGGUCUGCCGAGGGCGCGGAUCCUGAUUGAAUGGGAUCUUGGGGAAAAAUAGGGACCCUGAUUAGGCUAGUUCCACGGAGAAGGGUCAGUGUCCUAACUAAGCAACUUCACAAGGACAGGAAUCCCACUUGGGUGCGCUGGGUUCAGGGGCCAGACCCCCUUCUUGGCUGAGUUAAAUCAAGUUCUGGCGUGCCUGCAAUCGAGCGCCUUGAGCUCUGAGACGCUGGGCGGGCCACAUCGCCCCUCCUCUCCCGGGGGGCCGGGCGGGGGCGGUGCCUGGCAGCGGGGCUGGCUCAGUUGCUGGGGCGCAGUCGCCGGGCUGCCGGGCGCACGGGGCCAGGGCCCGGGGAGGCACCCGCCGACGCCAUGGACCUAAUAUCGGCGCUGAGCCUGAGCGAGCUAGCGCUCAGCUUCUCGCGGGUGCCGCUCUUCCCUGUUUUCGACCUCAGCUACUUUAUCGUCUCCAUCAUCUACCUGAAGUACGAGCCAGGAGCUGUGGAGCUGUCCCGGCGCCACCCGGUGGCAUCCUGGCUAUGUGCCAUGUUGCACUGUUUUGGGAGUUAUAUUCUGGCCGACCUGCUUCUCGGGGAGCCUGUCAUUGACUACUUCAGCAACAGCUCCAGUAUCCUGCUGGCCUCCGCAGUGUGGUACUUGAUUUUCUUCUGUCCCUUGGACCUCUUCUACAAGUGUGUCUGCUUCCUGCCUGUGAAACUCAUCUUUGUGGCCAUGAAGGAGGUGGUGAGGGUCCGAAAGAUUGCAGUGGGCAUCCAUCACGCGCACCACCACUACCACCAUGGGUGGUUCAUCAUGAUCGCCACCGGGUGGGUCAAAGGCUCUGGUGUCGCCCUCCUGUCCAACUUGGAGCAGCUGCUUCGAGGAGUCUGGAAGCCCGAGACCAAUGAGAUCCUGCACAUGUCCUUCCCCACCAAAGCCAGUCUGUAUGGAGCCAUCCUGUUCACCCUGCAGCAGACUCGCUGGCUCCCGGUGUCUAAGGCCAGCCUCAUCUUUGUUUUCACCAUGUUCAUGGUGUCAUGUAAGGUGUUCCUGACGGCCACACACUCCCACAGUUCUCCAUUUGAUGUCCUGGAGGGCUAUAUUUGCCCAGUGCUGUUUGGGGCAACUUGGGGAGGCGACCACCACCAUGACAACCAUGGAGCAGCACAUGGCAGUGGGCUGGGCGUGCAGCAUGUGGGCCUGGCUGCCAAGGCCAAGGAGGAGCUGAGUGAAGGCUCCAGGAAGAAAAAGACCAAGAAGGCGGAUUAGGGGGUGGCCCCAGGGGCCCAGGGGUGCUGUGGAGAAGGAUGUAGACUCAGGGAACCUCAGAGUUGGGGACAUUCAGGGUUCAGAGUACCCCUCCACUGGCCUCAACUUCCCCAUCUGCAAUUUGUAUGCAUCGGCAACUCCCAGGGCUGAUGCAGCACUGGAUGAGAGACAAGGGUGGAGGAGUUGGGGAGGAAUGAGAAGCCCUGAUCUUUUCCAGACCUCUCACAAUGUUGGAGCCUUCGGAGCACACAGUCCUGGCAGCACCCACAGCCAGAAGCCCUGGCUGGUACAGUCCUGGUUAAUAUUCUUUCUUCUGUUAAAUUAUAUCUUGUAACCAAAAGAAUUUAAAGCCAUGCGGAGGCUGAGUUGCCUUACCCGAGUUCCUCUCAAGAGCCAGGUGCUGGGGUUCCCAGGUCCUUUCCCAUUCAGGACCUCCCUAGAACUUUGUGACUCCUGCUGGGUCUCUAUGGGCAACUUGCCUCCUUUCUCUCAGCCUCUGUCUUCUCUCUGUAGCAUGGAGACCGCAGGUCCUCCUCUGCACAGAAGGGUCUUGAUAAUGUCAAACAGUUUCCUAAGCAGCAUGCUAUUGAGAGGGAGACCGAGGCCGAGGCAUGAAGGAUGGUGGCAGACUGCUUUGUAUGUUAAGCUGUCAUGUUUGGGCCCAGAGGGUCUCACCACUUACUUGGCUGAGCAGACACAUUCAGGGCAGGCUGCUAACAGGAGGGGGAGCUUGCAUUCCCAGCUGCCCACAGGCAAAGGAGGUGUGCAUGCAAGGCAGAGGAUCCCAGAGCUGGCUCAGUAUAGUCCUUCAGCCAUUCAACAAAUAUACAGAUCCACUCCUGCUCUCUGUACAGUGUUGUGCUACUCCUGGGGGGUAGCAGGCCUUGUACAGGGCAAGGACCAUGGUAGUCAGUCACCAGGAUGUCCGAGAGAAGUGAGUCCAUGUGAGGCACUGCUAGUCUGAGGCUUAUGUGAGGCUCAGGUCCAGUAGGAAUAUCUAGUGUUGCCCAAUUGUUGAGAAAAUGCCUUCUCACAGCAUUUCCUGGAGGUAGGGUAGGUCCUGAGGCUGGAAGCUCCCGGGUUUCAUUGUCUUGGUGUCAAUCAAAGCUCAGUGUGAAUGAUCAGCCAAUAAAUCUGGUACAAGUAAA
Molecule: messenger RNA, 2945 nt
Organism: Meriones unguiculatus (Mongolian gerbil)
Lineage: Eukaryota; Metazoa; Chordata; Mammalia; Rodentia; Muridae
Gene: Tmem38a
Product: transmembrane protein 38A
Exons: 6
Coding region: 901-1797 (298 amino acids)
Biological process (GO): potassium ion transmembrane transport
Cellular component (GO): membrane
Molecular function (GO): potassium channel activity; identical protein binding
Source: RefSeq, a predicted model, not a curated record